Molecule: messenger RNA, 534 nt
Organism: Fusarium pseudograminearum CS3096
Lineage: Eukaryota; Fungi; Ascomycota; Sordariomycetes; Hypocreales; Nectriaceae
Exons: 4
Coding region: 1-534 (177 amino acids)
Source: RefSeq, a predicted model, not a curated record
AUGACGGAACCACUUUCCAAGGUCGACUCAGCUGUCCAAGGUCUCUCAAGCUCACCCCCCAAGGAGGAGAAGAAGACGCGGCGACAAAGUUCAGCAGCAGCACCUGGUGUCUACAACGUCAAUGACCUCGAGGCCGAGGGAAUUGAACUUGAGCUCGCCCCCGAGACUCAAAAGACUGGAUGGAAAAUCAACAAGAGCUCUAGCACAGUAGAGGAUGCUGCUAUCCUCAAGCUUCACCUCACGAAACCGCCUGUCAAGAGAAUUACCCUUCACUUCCCAUUAGGAAUGGAGGUGCAGGCACGAAAUCUCAAGGGUGUAACAAUCAAGGAUGCCCUUGAUGCCAUCCACAAGCCGUACAAGAAGCGGGCCGAUGAUGAGCUCGACAAGCCCUACCUCGCUGGUUUCGAGUGGGACAAGGAAGAGUCAUGGACCCGACUUAUUGUUCACACCCAGGCUCAGCCCACAUCCACAACAUUGGACGGCCCUUCGGGUGGCGGCGGCAAGAAGAAGAAGAACAAGAAGAACGAGGAAUAA